Molecule: messenger RNA, 3342 nt
Organism: Pelodiscus sinensis (Chinese soft-shelled turtle)
Lineage: Eukaryota; Metazoa; Chordata; Testudines; Trionychidae
Source: RefSeq, a predicted model, not a curated record
UGGGGAAGAAGUAGAUAAGCAGUCACAGUUGGGAGUGAUUCAGUCUGCUUUCUCUGCCACUUCUUUGGCUAACAUUCCUUUGGUGAUUGUCACAUGUUUAUGAACUAGCAGUCUUCCUUGUUCUCUGGGACAGUUAAUCAUCUAGUACGGAGAGGGUGCGAGAAGGCACCACUCCUAUUUGUGAAAUGUGGGUCUGUAUGGCUGUCGUCUGUUCAGCUGGUGUGAACUCAACAGAUCCAAAAGGAAAUCAGUAUUUAGGAGCCUGUUCUGGAUUGAAAACCAAGGAACCACUCUUGACCUAGUAGUCAUAUUAGUCACAACAUAUGCAACAUCAGUGAAGAAAGCACACUUGGGAAAUUUCACUUGUUGUUUGACUUGUCCUGCUGCUUUAAGGGAAAAUAGUUACUCCAGAAGCCAUUGGGUUCUUGUCUGCAGUUGGAGUCUUUAUUGUCCUCCUCACCGUUCUUUUCCUCUUAAUCAACAAGAAACUGUGCUUCGAAAAGAUAGGUGGACUCCCAUGCUUGGAGAAACCAGGGAGACGAAAACACUACAAAGAGAGGUCUGGAGUUCAUGAGGGCCUGGCUCGCAGAAUUGUAAGUGUGGCAUGCUGGCAAAACUGAACAACUGAUCAUCCGGUACUGGUCAUGGUAUAAAUAUGGCUUCUCAGAAUGCUCAGAGCUUCCUCCAGCCCCUCUCCUCUUGGAUGUCCCGGAUGUACGAAGCGGUCCAACAGGCAGGAGACUCCUUGUCUGCUUCCUUGGUCAACUUGAGCAGAGUGGACCACAAGCCGGAGGAAGAUCAAAAUCAGGACUUAGAAGACAGUGACAGCGUUUAUGAGGACUAUUCUGAAGAUGCAGAAGAUGAAGGAAGCAUUAGCCUGAACAUACCAGGUGCUGAGGAUAUGCAUCCCACAGACAGUCACUCUCCAUCAACAAGUCAGGAUCUUGAUUCCCAGGUGCCUGCCCAUGGCUCCGACAUGGAUCUGCAAUGGCAGAAAAGAGUGAGAAGCAACACCAACUCCUCAGAGCAAUGGCCAGAUGACACCAGCUCUUUGUCAUCUCAGAGAUUUUACCAGGAAUGUGAUGACCACCAGCUGUUAGAUAUGCUUCCUGCCAUACCCGAAGAGGAAGGCUACCUCAACAGGCAGAUAAAGGACCUUCAGCGUGACCUUGAUGUGGCUGGCUCGUUAGAAAAUAUUAAUGGAAAGGCAUAUGUGUCAGUGAACAGUUAUGGGGAGGAUGAAGAGCUAACCACAUCUUCAGAUAGCGACGACGAGGUGAUUAAACAGUUUGCCAUCUCUGUGUCACGCUCGCAGAGUUUUCGCUCAGGGGUGUCUGAAAAGGCAACACAAGCAGGUUCAGAGCGUAGACCUAAAUUCAACCACUUGCUGUCCAACCACGAGGAGGACAGUACCGAGACAUCUGAAUGCGAAGAUCUGGAUGGGCUAAGCCAACUGAGUUUCCAAGACAACCUAUCCUAUCCUGAAGAUGACCACAUAUCUGUUGAUUCAAGAACUGCCUCUGAGAGCCGGGGUACCAAAGACCCUGGAAUGGAGGCUAGCAUUACCCAUAGCCUUAGCCAGCAAGCCACAGAUGGGAGCUUGCAAAUGGAGACGGCAUUCAGCAACCAGGGAUUUGAAGGGAAUGAUGCUACGGACAGCUCAUCAGCUUGGAGCCCUGAGGACCAUGAAGGAGGGAAUAGUCUUCCAGCUCAUCACAGUGCCCAUGAACCGAUUUCUAAAUGCGGUGACCUAGAUGUCAUUUUCGAUUAUAAGGCCUCAAGCCAAAAGCUGCUGGUUACUAUUGUGGAAGCUAAGGAUAUCCCGGACAAAGACCGCAGUGGUGUGAACACCUGGCAAGUUCACACAGUUCUGAUGCCCAGCAAGAAACAGAGGGGAAAGACAAGCGUUCAGAGAGGACCCAUCCCAGUGUUCAAGGACAAAAUGACUUUUCAUAAGCUGGAGCCAGAGGACCUGGGUAGCUACGCACUCAGAUUCCGUCUCUAUGCAGUGCGCAAAAUGAUCCGGGAGAAGAUGAUGGGGGAGCAACUGUUUUACCUGAGCCGCUUAAACCAGGAGGGGGAAGUGAAGGUGACCCUGGUUUUGGAGCCAAGGAGCAAUAUGAGCAGCGGNGACUCUCAGAUCAGUCUGUCGGCCAUCUCUCACAGCGAUAGUGCUUCUUCCACACAGUCCCUGUCACAUGGAGGCGUUCCGGAGUUGCUGGUGGGAUUGUCGUACAAUGCUACUACUGGACGAUUGUCAGUAGAAAUGAUCAAAGGCAGUCAUUUCCGCAACCUUGCUAUUAACAGGCCGCCUGACACCUAUGGAAAGCUCUGCCUUCUCAACUCCAUGGGCCAGGAGAUGUCUCGUUGCAAGACAUCCAUCCGUCGAGGCCAACCAAACCCCAUCUACAAGGAGACAUUCGUCUUCCAGAUUGCCCUGUUCCAGCUUUCUGACGUGACACUGAUGAUCUCCAUCUAUAACCGGCGCAGCAUGAAGCGCAAGGAGAUGAUUGGCUGGAUUUCUAUGGGUCAGAACAGCAGCGGAGAAGAAGAGCAAAACCACUGGCAGGAAAUGAAAGAAACAAAAGGGCAGCAGGUCUGCAGGUGGCAUACCUUGCUAGAAUCCUAAGCAUCCCUGAGAUUCUGGCACUGCCCUCUGGCCCUCCUAUAAUCACCCUGCUGAGAGCACCCGUCCCAUAGCAAACACUAUGAAUCAUCUGGGUCGAUUUUAACUGAAUUUUUAAAAUUUAGUGUACGCAGUGAAUGUAGGUGCUGGGGCCCGCUGAGGAAAUUUACCUGUUGCCUUUGAGGGUUUUCAUACAUUUUCUCACCCAAUAAAAACCAGAAGGGAAGUAGUUAUGAAAAACACCAAGCUGCUUCUACCCUCUUCAUUGAUCUAAAUUGCGUUUGAUGCUGGUUUCUUCUGGUGUCAUGUCUUUCUCCCACCUUCAUAUUAUUAAUGUCCUUGAUACAUAGAUCAUGUCCUUAGACUAGCGCUGCAUGCUACUCACCUUUCCUUUUACUAGUGUUUUUAAAGCCUAGAAAUACACGUUUGAUACCAGUUAAGACUGAUUAAUAUGUUUUCAGGUAGCAUGGGAAAGCACUAAAGAUUUUUCUGUAAACUUUUAAGUGCCUAGAGAUUGCCAUUACUUUCUUGUAUUAGCAAUGAUAUCAUAACUAGUAUAUGAAGUAAGCAUGUUUCCUUUCUUGUGCAACUUGUGUCACCAGGUGUUUGUAUGAGGUAAUGGGUGUCAGUUUGUCAACAGUUGUCUAACGCAUGCUUUAGAUGUUUCCCUCGUAUCUUAGCUCAUGGCUUCUAUUGUGAAUACAGAAAAAAAAAGA